AUGGCAGAAUCGAAAUCUGAUGUUUCAGAAUCAAUAAAUCAAGCUGGUAGAUGCAAUCGCGUCCAUUUUCCAGCGGAACAGCUGGACAGACAUGAUUCCCGUAUUAUCGUCAAUGGGGAUGCCGAUUGUAAGUGCCUCGAUGUACAUCUUGGGUUUCUACAACUUCUCCACGAUUACCACAUCAAUUUCAGAAUUCCGGACAAAUUAGGGAAAGAUCUCGUCUGCGACCCAUUACAGAAUUUAAAUGUUCAGUUGCUAGAAGCUGUACCCACAGAUAAUGGUCAUGAACUGCUGCUAAGUUUCAAAGCUCAAAAGGAAAAGUUAAUGAAGGAAGAACUCAUAAUUAACAGUGCAACUGAUUCAGAUGCUCACAUCAAACUCAUAUUACACGCUAGAGUUUUAGGAAAAGGAAAAGGAACGCCUGCUUUAAGAUCUGGAGUCCAUUGUAUAAAAGUUCAUGCUGAUGAUGAAGAUUCUCAUCUAAGUGAUUGGCAGGGAUUUGAUUGA
Molecule: messenger RNA, 507 nt
Organism: Helobdella robusta
Lineage: Eukaryota; Metazoa; Annelida; Clitellata; Rhynchobdellida; Glossiphoniidae
Exons: 4
Coding region: 1-507 (168 amino acids)
Source: RefSeq, a predicted model, not a curated record